AUGCCACCUUCAGCCGAUACGUCGAAUUUGUACAGCAACACUGGUCCCUCCAGCGCAUCUAGUUCGCUUCUUGAUCUACAUGCUGGUGAAGGCUCUAUACCUCCACCAGGAGACACGGGAGUCACACGCGACGGUCGCAUUAACAUCGACCUGAAGUCCCGUCUAACCAAGACUUUCCUCAAGCUUGUUCCCGAGAAAAGCAAGGAGUCAUUCGAACCCAGUCGACGCUUCAGUGUUUACCGCGGGUGGAGCGUACGCAUGAAUAUCGUCAUUCAGGUCGUAGGCAGCCGUGGUGACGUACAGCCUUUCGUCGCAUUAGGGCAAGAACUUCAAAGAUACGGACAUCGCGUUCGGUUAGCAACGCACAAUACGUUCGAGGGAUUUGUCAAGAGUUCCAAUCUGGAGUUCUAUCCCAUCGGCGGCGAUCCAAAAGAGCUAAUGGCCUACAUGGUCAAGAAUCCUGGUCUCAUCCCAUCGAUGAAGAGUCUGCGUGAAGGCGAUAUUGAAAAGAAGCGCGUCAUGAUAACAGAAAUCCUCGAGGGGUGCUGGAAAUCAUGCGUAGAAGCAGACCUCGAUUCGCAAAAGCCAUUUGUUGCUGACGCAAUAAUCGCAAAUCCUCCCAGCUUUGCGCACAUCCACUGCGCGCAGGCACUCGGUAUCCCGCUUCACAUGAUGUUCACCAUGCCAUGGAGUAGCACGAGAGCAUUUCCACACCCUCUAGCUAACUUCAAUGCGGGAACGAUUGACCCAGCUCUCAUCAACCAUGCUUCGUACGGCAUUGUAGAGUUCCUAACGUGGCAGGGCUUGGGGGAUAUCAUCAACAAAUUCAGAGCUACUCUUGACCUCGAACCCGUACCUACUAUGGUAGGACCUGGACUUGCCGAGGCACUCGAAGUUCCUUUCACCUACUGCUGGUCGCCAGCCCUUGUUCCCAAACCUGCAGAUUGGCCUUCCCACAUCGACGUGUGUGGCUUCUUCUUCCGCGAGCCCCCUCCUUACGAGCCACCGACAGCGAUUGUAGAGUUUCUGAAAGCUGGUGCACCUCCUAUUUACAUCGGCUUCGGGAGCAUUGUUCUGGAAGAUCCAGUUAAGAUGACCUCGCUGAUCCUGGAAGCUGUAAAGCUUUGUGGUGUCCGAGCAAUCAUAUCCAAGGGCUGGAGCAACUUAGGUGAAGGCCAUCCAGACCAAGCAGACGACGUCCUUUUCAUUGGCGACUGUGACCAUGAAUGGUUGUUUCAACACGUCAGGGCUUUAAUCCAUCACGGCGGUGCAGGGACGGCCGCUUGUGGAUUAAAGAACGCAUGCCCUACCCUCGUAGUGCCAUUCUUUGGUGAUCAACCAUUCUGGGGAAACAUGAUUGCCAAAGCUGGUGCCGGACCAAAGCCCAUACCACACCAGAUGUUAUCUAGCCAGAACUUGGUGGACGCGAUCCAGUUCCUCCUCGCCCCAGAGACUAAAUCGGCAGCCGAGGAUAUCUCGUCACAAAUGGCCAACGAAGAAGGCGUCAAAGCAGCAGUCCAAUCUUUCCACGCGAAUCUUCCAUUUGAAGCUAUCCCAUGCCACAUCAUGCACGACCUGCCAGCUGCUUGGAUUUACAAGAAGGUCCCAAUUCGGCUGUCGAAGUUAGUGGCGCAAAUUCUCAUCCAGAACGGAGUCAUAUCGCAGAGCGACCUCAGCAACUACAAAACCCAAACCAUGCACAUCAUCCACAACCGUUGGGAUCCUGUCACGAGUACGACCUCUGCAGGCAUAUCGAUCGUUUCCAACAUGGGUAGAGCUACGACAGGCAUGAUAACUGAUCCCUACAAAGAGCUCAAUCGAUCGAAGACUGAGGGUACAAGCGAUAUGGCUCACAGCGCAUCCACUGCAGGCAGAAUGGCUACGGCUGGUGCAAAAGGCUUUGGACGGUUCAAUGCUGCCUUGUUUAAAGGCGCCAUCAUUGACCUGCCAUUAGCAGCAGCCGAAGGCUUCCGAGCGGUUCCCAAGUUGUAUGGCGAAGAAGUGAGAGAUCAUGGCGAAGUGACGAACGUCCAGAGCGGUUUCAGCAAAGCAGGCAAAAAUUUCGCGUUCGGAAUGACUGACGGCUUCUCUGAUCUUUUCGUGCGCCCGAUUGAAGGCGCAAAGAAAGAGGGCGCUAUGGGCUUUGCAAAGGGCCUCGGUAAGGGCUUUGUAGGAUUCACUUCGAAAACGGUGUCUGCUACUGUUGGCAUCGUCGCUUACCCAGGUGAGGGGAUCUGCAAAGGCUUGCGAAACGCAGUGCACUCAGGCAACCGGAGAGACAUUAAAGCACGAAAGGUUUCCGAGGGGGCGUAUCUUCUUGAACGAUCUGAACUGGACGAGAAUGUCGCCGGCAUUAUUCAUGCUUUCGAGCUUUUGAGAAGUCAAAAGGGACAGCCCAACGUCGGCUACUGA
This is a messenger RNA of Boeremia exigua, 2412 nucleotides long. RefSeq names its product sterol glucosyltransferase. Bases 1 to 2412 code for a protein of 803 amino acids. The record is from RefSeq and is a predicted model, not a curated record. Gene Ontology annotation, molecular function: UDP-glycosyltransferase activity; hexosyltransferase activity. Lineage: Eukaryota; Fungi; Ascomycota; Dothideomycetes; Pleosporales; Didymellaceae. Gene Ontology annotation, biological process: carbohydrate metabolic process. The transcript is spliced from 3 exons.